Molecule: messenger RNA, 1508 nt
Organism: Talaromyces proteolyticus
Lineage: Eukaryota; Fungi; Ascomycota; Eurotiomycetes; Eurotiales; Trichocomaceae
Exons: 4
Coding region: 39-1169 (376 amino acids)
Molecular function (GO): FAD binding
Source: RefSeq, a predicted model, not a curated record
CGCUAAUAUACCGAUUGAUAUUUCAACCCAAUCAAAUCAUGUCUAAUAAUCUAACUGUACUCAUCAUAGGUGGCGGGUUAGGAGGACUGGCGUUGGGCCAAAUUAUGCGCAAGAAGGAUAUUCCUUUCCGUAUCUUCGAUCGGGAUGCUAGUGCUUCAGCACGAAGUCAGGGUUGGUGCUUGACCUUGCAUUGGGUUAUCAACGACUUAAUUUCAGAGCUACCUGAUGACAUUCUCCCUCUUCUGGACACUGUUUCUCAUCUACAUAGUUAUGGCACGACAUGUGAUGCUGCGAUAUACCAGGGUAUUUCUGGAGAAGAGGUCACACACCUUGCUCCAAGUGAACAUGGGCCUUUUAUUCGUGCAGACCGAGCUAAGCUCAAAGAGGUCCUGUCAACAGGCUUGUCCGUUGAAUACAAUAAACACUUUCAGCGCUAUGAAGAAACGGAGUCAGGCGUAAUCGCUCAUUUUGCAGAUGGGACUGUAGUUCCUGGUAAUAUCCUUGUCGGUGCUGAUGGAGCCCAUAGUAUCGUGCGCAAGCAACUUCUUGGCCAUGAGAAGGCUAUGAAUUACUCUCUUCCUGUGGAAGUUUGUAUGGGAGAAACGACUCUGAACAAGUCAGAAUAUGAACAAAUUUUCAAGGAUUUUGCCAAGUCUUGGUAUCUAGCAGAAGCCUCGGCUCUGUUCUUCUGUGGCUUGCACAGCGUUUCACAAGACAAAAGUACUGCGCAAUACUACUGGAUGACCUGUCACCAACAGAAAGAUGUAGGUCCUCAGAUGUCCUUGUCGAAUGUCGAAUAUUACCACAGAGCUGCACAUGCGGUGCGAUACAUGCAUCCAAAGUUCUUACUCCCAUUAUAUAACUCAACUCCGGGUGGGGUUGUGAACCCACCUAUCUCACUAGAAGAUUUCGUGCCACCGAGUGAGGGAUUGCCCAGAGGGAGAGUCACCUUAUUGGGGGAUGCGUUGCAUCUUAUGACGCCGUUCCGGGGAUCUGGAGGUAAUUUUGCUAUUAAGGAUGGCCUAGAUCUCGGUUCUUUCAUUGCCAAUAGUGAUGGCAACAUCUCCAAUGCCUUGCAAGAAUAUGCGAAGCUAGCAAUCCCAAGAGCGGCUGAGGCAGUUUUGGACUCUAGAGAAAGGACCCUAGCUUGGACAGGCGACGACAACUAGUUCAGGAUUACACGUGGCUUCUUCUUGCUCGGUUUCUUCGUUCUGUCAUGGGAAUUGCGUGAGGCCUAUAUCUCCGGUAGAGUUAUUUCCAUAUCUUAGGGCUUUGUAUUCAAUUUAAAGAUACCUUUGUUGUGUAGACUUAGAUUAUGUUGACAUAUCCGGUCUCGACGUCCCAAUACCUCUAGCAUAUUGUUAUAGAUCUUUAUCUCUGCGCCUGGGUUUGAAAAUAAUAGUUUCUUUAAAUCAUCAAAAAAUGACAACGGACAAUUUUCCCAGCGGUUAUCCUAUUUUCUUCACGCGCCUUUGUAGAUAGACAGAUACGAGAAGUGCAGGGAGGCA